GAGGGGUGCGGGCGCGGUGCAUUGUCUCUACAGAAGUGCGCAAGAGCCAAUGGAGAGGCGCGUGACAUAGUUUGGGCAGAAGGGGUUUGUCUCACCUGCUCGAAAUCAUUUCAAGAGGAGCGUGAACAGGACAUUUUCAGCUCACGACAAUUAAUAUGCACGUAUCGGACAGUUAACACUUCACUUUAGAUAACAGUGAUGAGCUCAAGUCUGGGCCAUGCGCCUUUCUGAGGUACAGCACCACUCCAGAAGCGCGUCAGUUUUGUUUGCUACAACUUGGCAACUCAUCACUUCGGGAUUUAACAGUGAGCGCGGAGCCCUUUCUACCGUUGAGCUGCUUUUUUAGGCAUCAUCAUGGAACUGAAAAAGAGCAAGAAAGUGUUGGAUAAUGCUGAAUUAAUCGUGAAGGAGUCAAUGUGAUUUCUGUUCUUCACUAUUUCCGUACAUUAAAUGGCACCGAUGUAAAAUUGCAUGGGCUCUGAGCAAUUCAAGGAAAAAUAUUUGUUUUUAAAAAAAUCUAUUCUGUUCCUUUGGGAAUAACUCGUGUUGCGUUGAAGUUUUAGGAAUUAAACAUCGAAACCUUCCAAGCUGUGCGUAACCGAAAGAACCGCGACGAUGGAGCACACGGGGAUCGAAGAAGUGAACCAGACCCACCAGCAGCACGAACCCAUCAGCUUUGGAAUAGAUCAGAUUCUCAAUGGCUCCGACCAGCCGAGUAGUUGCAUGCUGCCGAGCCGAACCGGCGACCCGGACUACGCGCUCGCGCCGAACGUCUAUGCCAACGGCUACAACAGCGUGUACAAUCCGGCCUGUUCGAUGGCGGCGGGACUGGCAGGUUCCUACAACGUAAACAUGAACAUGAAUGUGAGCAUGAAUAUGAACCUUAAUGUGAACUCAGGGAACGCAGGUGGUGUCAUCCGCGUCCCGGCCCACAGACCCAUGCCAUCCGCGCCUCACCCGCCGACUUCUGCCCAUCCACCGGGCAUCGCGGCGGGGAUACCCACCGUGCACACGGUACCCAGCAUGGGCAGCCCCGCCAGCUUCACGUUCCCCUGGAUGGAGAGCAGCAGAAGAUUUGCGAAAGAUCGACUGACCGCUGCUCUUUCACCAUUCUCCGUGACACGACGGAUCGGUCAUCCGUACCAGAACCGAACUCCACCGAAACGGAAAAAGCCCCGCACGUCGUUCAGCCGUGUGCAGAUCUGUGAGCUGGAGAAACGCUUCCACCGGCAGAAGUAUCUGGCGUCCGCGGAGCGCGCAACUCUCGCCAAGGCCUUGAAGAUGACAGACGCUCAGGUCAAAACCUGGUUUCAAAACAGAAGAACAAAAUGGAGGCAUGGCAUCUCUUUUGUGUACGCGGAAAGCUCAGAUCUCUCAAGGAGGCAGACCGCUGAGGAGAGAGAGGCUGAGCGACAGCAAGCCAACCGUCUGAUGCUGCAGCUACAACAGGAGGCCUUUCAGAAGACCCUGAGUCAGCCGCUCCAACAAGACCCUCUCUGCCUACACAACUCCUCGCUUUACGCCCUGCAGAACUUACAGCCUUGGGCAGAAGAAAACAAGCUACCCAUCUAAGAGAGGGAGGGGCUUUGUCCUUUCCAACCCAAAACUGCAAAGCUGUAUGAUGAAUUUCACCCAUCAAGACUGCUGUUCGUCUACGUGCCAUUUGGCAUCAAGGAGACUGACUCAACCCCAGACUCGUUCAUUCUUGUUCUUUUUGUGUUCUUUUUUUUUUUUGGACUUUGUAAGAUGUGUUUGUGAUGCAUGUUCUCUACAUUUCCUGUAUGAAGAGAUGAACUAAAAACUGUUAGUUCUGUCAAGCUGGAGUCCUAAAACGCACUUUGGAAGCAAUUACGAAGGCGCUUUCUCUGGAUUCUUCAUGACGUGACGUUUAAAGGUGUUUUAUAUUAAAAGGAAUUGUGACUUCUAAAACUUGUUUCAUCCUUUGUAAAAUUAAUUUAGAAUAAUAUUAAAGGCGAAAUGUGCCAUUUUUGCACAACUAAGAUAAAAUAGCAGAAAUAAUGAUAGAAAAAUCCUACACUCUCAAAAAUAAAGGUUCUUUAUUGGCAUUGAUGGUUCCAUGAGGAACCUUUAACAUACAUGGAAUCUUUCCAUUACACAAAUGGGUUCUCUAUAGUGGAAAACGGUUCUUUAGAUUGUUUGCUUUAAGGAUUGUUCACUGAAAGGUUCUUUGGGGAACCAAAAAUGGUUCUUCUUUGGCAUUACUUUGUAAACGCCCUGUUGGAAUGGAACCUUUAUUUUUAGGAGUGUAAACUCAUGCACUUGGUUGAGCCAGUGUGGCCAUAUUGGGCUGAUUGGGAUGGUAAACAGAACAAUGUUUUUGUAGUGUCACCACCAUUUUUUUUUUUUUUUGGUUGAGGAAAUCAAACAACAAAUGGCUUAUUUUAACAGAGAUAAAAACAUGCCACUUUACAUUUUACUACCUAUAUUUAGCCCAUAUCAUCAUUCAUUGUCAACUUGUAAAAACCUGCUGGUGAGAACCUGUGAGUUCAGUUUGUAUACAAAAAACAGAGUCCUUGACAAGGAUUUUGAAGGCAUUCAUCACCCAUGUCCACCCAGACACCGUAGGGGCGUAAACAACUGAUGGGAUCUCUGUGAGCCAAGACAGCAGUCAAAACAGCAGUUUCCUCAUUGGUUACCACAGCAGAGUGAUAGCCACGUAACACAGGGAGGGGACGUGGAAUCAUAGCAGUUUUAUUCGCAGUAAAUGAGCCUUUACAUUCUAUUCUACACAUGACUGCAUCUCCCAGGAAAUGCUAAAGCGCUAAACUGAUUACAGCGCUCUACAGCCUGUGGCUUACAGAAAGGAAUCAGUAGUUGAACAAACCACAGACUGGGAACACAGCUGGAAAACAUGCAUUUUUCAAUGGGAACAAUAAUUCUGCUGAAUGUGUGUGAUUGGCCCAUUUUAAAAUUCAUUACAAAUAAUAAUUUUCCAAUUUUGCUCUUGGCAAGCAAAUUAAAGAUAUUAAAAUCUUGCAAAC
Molecule: messenger RNA, 3002 nt
Organism: Cyprinus carpio (common carp)
Lineage: Eukaryota; Metazoa; Chordata; Actinopteri; Cypriniformes; Cyprinidae
Gene: tlx2
Product: T cell leukemia homeobox 2
Biological process (GO): regulation of transcription by RNA polymerase II; animal organ development
Cellular component (GO): nucleus
Molecular function (GO): DNA-binding transcription factor activity, RNA polymerase II-specific; RNA polymerase II cis-regulatory region sequence-specific DNA binding
Source: RefSeq, a predicted model, not a curated record